This is a messenger RNA of Colletotrichum truncatum, 273 nucleotides long. The record is from RefSeq and is a predicted model, not a curated record. NCBI's taxonomy places the organism in Eukaryota, Fungi, Ascomycota, Sordariomycetes, Glomerellales, Glomerellaceae.
AUGUGUGACAAGCACUGGAUCAAAUGGACCUGCAUAAACUGCCACGCCAAUCUUCCAACCACGUACUGGAAGGACGAAUGUGGUCGGAAAAAUUGCAACAAGAUCAAAACACACGAAGUGUCCGAGAUGAAACCUUUGGGUUACACAGACAGCUGUAAGAAUGCACGCUGUCAAACGAAGGAGGCGCUGGCGAAUAGCAGAGCGAUCAUGGACGCUCAGAAAGCUGCGCUUUACGGACAGGCUUACACCCCUUAUUCCGGGGCAUACCCAUGA